CUUCAGACUGAGUCUCGCCCUGUUGCCCGGGCUGGAGUGCAGUGGCACGAUCUCUGCUCACUGCAAGCUCUGCCUCCCAGGUUCAUGCCAUUCUGCUGCCUCAGCCUCCCGAGUAGCUGGGACUACAGGCAUCCACCACCACGCCCUGCUAAUUUUUUGUAUUUUUAGUAGAAACAGUGUUUCACUGUGUUAGCCAGGGUGGUCUCAAUCUCCUGACCUCCUGAUCCGCCUGCCUCGGCCUCCGAAAGUGCUAGGAUUACAGGCGUGAGCCACUGCACGUGGCCUGUCUGCUCUUAAAGAGAUUAAUAAAUUAGAGGGAAAACUCAGAAUGUCUUUGUAAUUUAAAUUUUUGUUAAGGGAAAAUAAUAACAUUUAAAAUAAUUGUUUCUCUGUGUUAAUAAUGGGUACUGUACAAUUAAUUUCCUUUUUUAAAAAAUAUAUUUUUUGAGACAGAGUUUCUCUCUUGUUGCGCAGGGUGGAGUGCAAUGGCACAAUCGCGGCUUAUUGCUACCUCUGCCUCCGGGGUUCAAGCGAUUCUCCUGCCUCAGCCUCCCAGGUAGCUGGGACUACAGGCACACACCACCACACCCAUCUGGUUUUUUUGUAUUUAGUAGAGAUGGGAUUUCACCAUGUUGGUCAGGCUGGUCUCGAACUCCUGACCUUAGGUGAUCCACCCGCCUCAGCCUCCCAAAGUACUGGGAUUACAGGCAUGAGCCACCAUGCCCAGUCCUUUUUUAAUUUUUUUUUUUUUUUUAAUUGUUGUCACCAGGCUGGAGUACGGUGGCACAAUCAUGGCUUACUACAACCUGGAACUCCUGGGCUCAAGUGAUCCUCCAACCUCAGCCUCCCAAGUAGCUGAGACUAUAGGCACGCACCACCACACCUGGCUAAUUUUUGUGGUAUUUUUGUAGAGGUGGGGUUUUGCUGUGUUGACUAGGCUAGUCUCAAACUCCUGGGUGAAUCCUCCUGCCUUGGCUUCCCAAAGUGCUGGGAUUACAGGUAUUAGCCACUGCACCCAGCCCAAACUGUAUUUUUUUGUCUUCUAGUACACCUUGUAAUUUUUUAUUGAAAGCUGGGCAUGGGCCGGGCAUGGUGGCUCAUGCCUGUAAUCCUAGCACUUUGGGAGGCUGAGGCAGGUGGAUUGCCUGAGUUCAGGAGUUCAAAAUCAGCCUGGGCAACAUGGUAAAACCCCGUCUCUGCAAAAAAAAAAAAAAAAAAAAAAAAAAAUACAAAAAUUAGCUAGGCAUGGUAAGUGCAUGCCUGUAGGCCCAGCUACUUGGGGGGGCUGAGGCAGGAGGAUCACUUUAGCCCCGGAGGCAAAAGUUGCAAUGAGCUGAGAUGGCGCCACUGCCCUUCAGCCUGGGGGACAGAGUGAGACCCUGUUUCAAAAAAAAAAAAAAAUGCUGGGCAUGUUUUACUAGGUAAAAGUAACUGAGAUACAUAAGCCUUUAGUGUGAGGCAUUACGUUUAUCUGACUUAGGAUUGGGCUGUGUUUUGUAUUAACAUUUUUUGUAGCUGUAGGUGUGAGAACUAAUAUUUCCUCCAGUGUUCUUAUUUUUGUUUACUUUGUUGUCUUGGGGUUCCUUAGAGACUUCUUAAAUAAGAUCUGAGACAUGCAGUUAUAUAUUUUUCUUUUUUAGUUUUUUAAUUCCUUGCAAGUAUUGCACAAAUGCAGUUCUUUGAGUAACGUCCUGUUGUUAUACAAAAGCCUUCGUGGCCAGGCAUGGUGGCUGACAAUUGUAAUCCCAGCACUUUGGGAGUCCAAGGCAGACAGAUUGCUUUAGCCCAAGAAUUUGAGAUUUGUAGACAAAUGGAGACAUGGCGAACCGUCUCUACAGAAAAUACAAAUAUUAACCAGGCAUGGUGUCAUGCACCUGUACUCACAGCUACUCAGGAGGCUGAGGUAGGAUCAUCUGAACCCGGGAGGCAGUUUGCAGUGAGCCAUGAUCAUGCCACUGCACUCCAGCCUGGGUGACAGAGCAAGACCCUGUCUCAAAAAAAAAAAAAAAAAAAAAAAAAAAAACACCUCUUGAUAGUAAGGUUUCAGUAUUCUGUUGUAGUCUUUUAGUGAAUCUGUGUACCUGGGCUGUGAUAUUCACAGUUGCUUCUCAGUUCACACUUCCUCCUUAGUUGAGAUUGGAAGGCUGGGAUUGGGUUUUUCACUUCCCUUGGGUCAGUUAGCUCUGAUAAAACUCCAGUUGGUUAACCUCUGGUGAAAUCUUUUCUCUUGAAGGCAGGCCUUUUUAAAAAGAACAGAUUACUUUGGAAUUACUUCAGAAUGGCUACUUUCCCCCUUCCCCCUGCCAGAAGCAUGCAGGGAAUUUUCUUCCAUCCUCACUGUGAGAACCUCCUGCGUUCAAGUGACCCUCCUGCUUCAGCCUCCUGAGUAUCUGGGACUACAGGUGCACACCACCAUACCUGGCUAAUUUUUGUAUUUUUAGUAGAGAGCAGGUUUUGCCAUGUUGCCCAGGUUGGUCUUGAACUCCUGGGCUCAAGCAGUCUGUCCACCUUGGCCUUCCAAAGUGUUGGGAUUACAGGCAUGUACCACCACACUUGGCCUUUUUUUUUAAAAUAGUAUUGUAAAUAUUUGGGUUUUUAAAAUAAAACAUUUAUUCUCAGAGUUGUGGAGGCUAGAAGUUGGAAAUCAAGGUGUCAGCAGGGUCAGAUUGCCUCUGAAACCUCUGGGGAAUCCUUCCUUGCCUCUUCCUAGUUUCUGUUGGUUUGCCAGCGUUUUUGGUGUUCCUUGGCUUGUAGAUGCAUCACCCCAAUAAUCUGUCUUUAUGUGGCAUCCUCCCUAUAUGUCUGUCUUAACAUGUUGACCAGGCUGGUCUCGAACUCCUGACCUCAGGUGUUCUACCUGCCUUGGCCUCCCAAAGUGCUGGGAUUACAGGCGUGAGCCAUCGUGCCUGGCCUGUUUUUACUUUUUAACUUUCUGCUAAAAUUUUUAAACUUGUACUGAAGUUGAGAAAAUAGCAUAAUAGAUAUCAUCACCCAGUUGCUUUUUCUUUUUCUUUUUUGUAGAGACGGAGAUCUCACUUUGCUGCCCAGGCUGGUCUUGAACUCCUGGGCUUAAACAAUCCUCCUGCCUCAGUCUCCCAAAGUGCUGGGAUUACAGGUGUGAGCCACCACUCCUCCUGGCCUCCACUUUCGGUAGUUAUGAACAUGUGGCUAGUUUGUCUGUCAGAUUCCCACUCCCUUCUAGAUUAUUUUGCUGUUUGUUUGUUUGUUGUUUGAGAUGGAGUCUCACUGUCUCCCAGGCUGGAGUGCAAUGGUGCGAUCUCGGCUUACUGCAACCUCUGCCUCCUGGGCUCAGACGAUUCUCCUCCCUCAGCCUCCUGAGUAGCUGGGACUACAGGCGUGCACCACCACACCUGGCUAAUUUUUUGUGUUUUUAGUAGAGACAGGGUUUCACCAUGUUGGUUAGGCUGGUCUCAAACUCUUGACCUCAGGUGAUCUACCCACCUCAGCCUCCCAAAGUGUUAGGAUUACCAGCGUGAGCCAAUGUACCUGUCCCCUUCUAGAUUAUUUUGAAACAAAUCUUCUGAGUUAUUUUGCAGCAAACCCCAGAAUUCUGUCAUUGUACAGUGAAUAAUUCAUUGUGGAUCUUUAACAUACAAGGACAUUUUUAUGAAACCAAAUCAAUUGUCUUAUUAUGUCCAACAAAAGAAACACUAAUUUUUGAAUAUGUAAUGACACAGUACAUGCUCAGGUUUCCUUGACUUCUGACUUACCUUUUUACAGUUACAUUAUUCUUCUUAAUGGUUGUAAUCAUUUAGUUUACUUUCUAGUCCUUUUAUGUCACAAGCAGUCUUAGAGUACAAAUGUUAUAUCACAUACAGAGGAUUGUAUUGUGUAGGAAAAACAUGGACAACAAAGACUGAAUUGAAAAGGUGAUACUGGAGAGUAGGACUUGAUGUGAAGAAGUUUGAGGAGUAGCUUUGACUGUUUUUCUUUUCUCUUUAAUAAUCUUAAAGGUUUCUUAUGGGGGGAGCGCUGAGACAGGAUACACCACAGUCACCCAGGCAGGAGUGCCAGUGGUAAGAUCACGGCUCUCUGCAGCCUGGGAUUCCUGGGCUCAGGUGAUUUUCCCACUUCAGCCUCCCGCAUUGCUGGGACUAUGGCCAUGCACCACCACACCCACACCUACCUAAUUUUUUUGUAGAGACAGGGUUUCACCAUGUUGUCUGGACUGAUCUUUUUUUUUUUUUUCCAUAAGGAUAGAGAUGGGCUGGUCUUGAACUCCUGGGUUCAAAUGAUCAGCCCAUCUCCACCACCCAAAGAGCUGGGAUUACAGGUGUGAGCCACUGUGCCUGGCCUAAUCUUAGGAUUGAAGUAUAUAAAUUCUAAAAGUUGAGUAAGUGUAUAAUAAAAACUGAGUGAUAAAGUAUUGUGUCAUGGUGUAAAUGGCAGUGUUUUUUUCUUACUGGCAUACAUUGAGAUGUCCUCUAACUGAAAUCUUAGAAGUGAGCCGGGUGCAGUGGCUCACGCCUGUAAUCCCAGCACUUUGGGAGGCUGAGGCAGGCAGAUCAUAAGGUCAGGAGUUCGAGACCAGCCUGGCCAAUGUGGUGAAACCCUGUGUCUACUAAAAAAUAUGUAAGAAAUUAGCCAGGCGUGGUGCUGUGCGCCUGUAGUCCCAGCUACUCAGGAGGUUGAGACAGAAGAAUCGCUUCAACCCGGGUGGUGGAGGUUGCAGUGAGCCGAGAUUGCCCCACUGCAUUUCAGCCUGGGCGACAGAGCAAGACACCAUCUCAAAAAAAAAAAUAAGUAAAAGAAAAGCUCUGUCUUGACUCUUGAAUCAGUUUUAAAACCUGGCUUCACUGAUUAUUAGCUUUGUGACUUUGUUGCCUCAGCUUCCUUAUUGGUAAGCACGUAAGUUUGUUUUAAGAUUGAGUUAUUACAUGUACAUCAGUUAAAAUAUUGCCUGUAAAUUAUAUAUAGAUAUUGAGCUGGGAGUGGUGGUUUACGCCUCUAAUCCCAACAGUUUGGGAGACUGAGGCGGGAGAAUUGCCUUAGCUCAGAGGUUUGAGGCAGCGGUGAGCUAUGAUUGUACCACUGUACCUCCUGUCUGGAUGAUAAAGCGAUGUAUUAGGUAUUAUUGUUGAUCGUUCAGCAACAUUACCCACUGUUUCCUUGAAAUAUUAUUCCUGUAGUGUCAGUGAUAUCAGACUAUCCAAAUAUCUUUUUCUUCCUUUCUUCUUUCCUUUCUUUCCUUUUCCCUUUCCCUCCCCUUCCUCCUGCCUUUCCUUUUUUCCUUUUUUCUUUUUUUUCUUUUGAGACAGAGUCUCGCUCUGUCCCCCAGGUGGGGAGUGCAGUUGUGCGAUCUCGGCUCACUGCAAGCUCCGCCUCCUGGGUUCACGCCAUUCUCCUGCCUCAGCCUCCGGAGUAGCUGGGACUAUAGGCGCCCGCCACCACGCCCGGCUAGUAGGUUUUUUUUGUUUUUUUUGUUUUUUUUUUUUUGUAUUUUUAGUAGAGACGGGGUUUCACUGUGUUAGCCAGGAUGGUCUCCAUCUUUUGACCUCGUGAUCCACCCGCCUCGGCCUCCCAAAGUGCUGGGAUUACAGGCGUGAGCCACCGCGCACAGCCCCCCACCUUUUUUUUUUUUUUUUAAGGAGUCUUACUUUGUCGCCCAAGCUGGAGUACUGUGCUUCUGUCUCGGCUUACUGCUCCCUCCGUGUCUUGGAUUCAAGCAGUUCUCCUGCCUCAGCCUCCAGAGUAGCUGGGAUUACAGGCACGCACCACCAUGCCCCCAGCUAAUUUUUGUAUUUUUAGUAGAGGCGGGGUUUCACCAUGUUGGCCAGGCUAGUCUCGAACUCUUGACCUUAGAUGAUCCGCCCACCUUGACCUCUCAAAGUGUUGGUAUUACAGGCGUGAGCCAUGGCGCCCGGUCUUUCCUAUCUUUCUGACUGUAUCUUCAGAUCACUCCUGAACCCGAGACCUGAAUUUUUCAUUUACCUACUUGGUUCUUUGGAUUUUCACAGAUACCUUGUAUCCAACAUGUCUCAAACUGAUUUUUCCCCUCUCCCUCAAACCCUGACUUCUCAAUUCUUUGUUUCCUUAUCUUUAUUAUACUGUCAUCCACCCAGCAAAAAAUCCCCUCUUCUAAGAUCAUAGCUUUUAGUUAGUAACUAAGUCCUUUAGAUUUUACUUCCUGUCUGCCUUAAUUCAUCUUCUUUUCAUUGCACUGGACUUUAUUGGCAUCUCUCACUGGUUUCCUAAGUAUUCUCUCUAAUCCCCCUCCAGCCAUUUCCCCCUACUCCAGCCAGGUGAUCUCUAAGAGACCCAGAUCUGAUUGUUACAACACUUCAAAUUUUUAUUAUUCUUCAUGACCCUGAAUAAUCUGGCUUUUGACUGCUUCUCCUGCCUCAUUUCAUCAUUUUCAUUCUUUGUAUUGUAGUCACAUUGGCGGCAUUUCAAUUCCUAAACCUGUCAAGUCCUCGUUUGCCUCCAUUUUGCACAGCGUGUACGCUCUGCCUUAAGUGCUGGCUUUUCCUAAAGUUAAGUCUUUUAAAACUAAUUUCCUCAAGGAAGCUUCCUCUUACUUUCUAGAUUUUCUGUCUGCUAAAUGUUCUUCAUAGUAUCCUGUACUUCAUUUAAAAAUUAUAUAAUUAGUUCUUCAGUACCUUAGAAUGAAAUAACUAUUGAUACAGGUUAGAGAAAAUUUCUAGUUGAUCAUUAUACUACCAAUAUCUGUUAUAAUGCCUUGCAAAUAGCAAGUACUUAGUAAAUAUUCAUGGAAUUGAUAAAUUCAGACUUGAAUUACUCUUCAUUGUAGAUUGAGUAAAGUUUGACAGAAGUCCAGAACUUAACUUUUUUUUUUAAGAGAUGGAGUCUCACUCUGUCACACAGGCUGGUGUGUAGUGGCACAGUCAUAGCUUACUGCACCCUUGACCUCUUGGGCUCAAGUGAUUCUCCCACUUCAACUUCCUGAAUAGCUGGGAUUACAGACACACGUUUUUUGUUUUUUUUGUUUUUUUUCCACGCUGUAGAGAUGGGAGUUUCACUAUAUGGCCCAGGCGGGUCUUAAGCUCCUGGGCUCAAGUGAUCCUCCCUCCUUUGCCCCACAAAGUGUUGGGAUUACAGGUGUGAUUUAAAAAAUGCUAGCUGCAGCCUGGUGUGGUGGCUUAGCCUGUAAUCCCAGCACUUUGGGAGGCUGAGGCUGGUAGAUCUUGAGGUCAGGAGUUCAAGACCAGCCUGGCCAACAUGGUGAAACCCCAUCUCUACCAAAAAUUCAGCAAUUAGCCGGGCAUGGUGGUGGGCGCCUAUAAUUGCAGCUACUCAGGAGGCUAAGGCAGAAGGAUCGCUUGAACCCCCAAGAGGUGGAGUUUGCAGUGAGCUGAGAUUGCGCCACUGCACUCCAGCCUGGGCAACAGAGUGAGACUCCGUCUCAAAAAAUAAUAAUAAUAAUAAUUGCUAGCUGCUAUAGCUUCUUUUUUUUUUUUUUUUUUUGAGACAGAGUCUCACUCUGUUGUCCGGUGGAGUGCAGUGGCGUGAUCUCUGCUCACUGCAACCUCCGCCUCUCGGGUUCAAGCAGUUCUCCUGCCUUAGAAUUUCAAGUAGCUGGGAUUUACAGGAGUGUGCCACUAUGUCCAGUCUCUUGUACUAUUUUUAUCUUUUAUUUUCAAGACAGAGUCUUGCUUUGUCGCCCAGGCUAGAGUGCAGUGGCACGAUCUCAACUCACUGCAACCUCUGCCUCCCGGGUUCAAGCGAUUCUCCUGCCUCAGCUGGUCUCGAACUCCUGACGUCAGGUGAUCCGCCUGCCUCAGCCUCCCAAAGUGCUGGGAUUACAGGCAUGAGCCACGGCGCCCGGCCAUCUUGUACUCUUUUCAAUGUGGAUAUCAGAAAAUUUUAAAUUUACAUAGUGGCUUACAUUAUAUUGUAUUGGAUACUGCUCGUCUAGAACUUGUUUUUAGUAAGGAUCAUACAUGUGUCUCCAUGGCCUCAGUUUUUCAUUAUUCUCCCAAUCCCUUUGUUUUCAUGUCACUUCUGCUUUGGGACUGUUAUGUGCCAUAAGCUUCAGAAAACACGGUGGCUCACACCUGUAAUCCCAGCACUUUGGGAAGCCGAGGCAGGUGGAUCACCAGAGGUCAGGAGUUUGAGACCACCCUGGCCAACAUGAUGAAACCUUGUCUCUAGUACAAAUACAAAAAAAUUAGCCAGGCGUGGUGGCGGGCGCCUGUAAUCCCAGCUACUUGGGAGGCUGAGGCAGGAGAAUUCCUUGAACCCAGGAGUCAGAGGUUGCAGUGAGCUGGGCAACACAGCAAGACUCCAUCUCAAAAAAAUAAAAAAAAAAUUUAACUGCCUAGAAGGUAGAAAUCGAGUGUAUUUCUUAGGCCUUUGAAUAAUAGGGGAAAGAUAAGUCAUUUAUAUUAAAUUAUGAGAAAAUAAUGGCAACUGUUAAGCUUUUAAAGUAUUAUUUCCAACUAAAUUAGGAAGAACUAAAUUUCACUUUUACAUAUGCAUGACAAUGAUGAGCAGGGCUCCUAAAACAGUUGUGGCUUGACUAGGAAACAAAUAAUAAUUUUUUUAUAUCAAUAAGAAUUACUUGUAACUUUAGGGGGCAUUUAGAAUUAUAUUUGUCUUAUUUGAGAUUUGGAUUUAAAUUUUAUUUUAGAGCAUUUUUUAAAAAAUAAAUAGAAGUGAGGCUAAUAUUGUUAAUUAUUCUCUUUAAAAAAUACAGUAUUUGCUUUGGGUUAAAAUUUUCUGCCCCAACAUCAUUAUCAAGAGUCAGCAUAUUACAAUGAUAAAUUUAGCAUUUACUGUGUGGCAGGCAUUGUUCUAUAUACUUUAUUCGUUAAAUUCACCAGCGAACCCUAUGAGGAACUAUCUUAUCCUUAGUUGACAGAGGAUGAAACUGGAGUACAAAGUAGUUAAUUAACUUGUUCAUAGCUAGUAAGUUUUAAAAAGGUUAAACAACAAUAUACUUUGUAUUUAGUCCUUAAAUGAUAAAAUCUUCCAGUGUUUAGUUUUUCCCACUAGAAUGUAAGCUCCAAGUGGGCAGGGACUUAGGUUUUGUUCACUAACAUUUGAGAUAGCAUAUACUAGAACCUAGUCAUUAUUUGAAAGAAUUUUUACAGUGAUGAUGGUAACAAUGACAAUAUCAUUUCACUGAGAGAUGGCCUUGGAAAUACAUUAGAACCGCUUUGAGUUCUUCACUGUUGGUUGUUGACAAUAAUGUUUUUUUUAUCUCAUUCAAAUUAGCUUCAACGUUAUGUGCUAUUUUGCAUGCUUCAUGUAUAUCUUAAUAAAAUAGUUGAUUUGAAAAUUGCUAACUUCUAUAGCUUCUUCCCUCUUUUUUUUUUUUUUUUUUUUGGUGACAGAGUCUUGCUUCGUAGCCCAGGCUGGAGUGCAGUGGUGUGAUCUUGGUUCACUGCAACCUCUGCCUCCCGGGUUCAAGCAAUUCUCAUGCCUCAGCCUCCUGAGUAGCUGGGAUUACAGACAUGUGCUACCAUGCCCAGUUAAUUUUUGUAUUUGUAGUAGAGACAGGGUUUUGCCAUAUGGGCCAGGCUGGUCUCAAGUUUCUUGCCUCAAAUGAUUCAUCUGCCUCGGCCUCCUAGAGUACUGGAAUUACAGGGGUGAAACAUCCUGCCUGGCCUAGCUGCUAUAGCUUUUAUAUAUCUCUGUUCCUUUUGUGCAUUAGAAAUGCCUUGAAGCCCCCAGGGAACAUCAGGAAAAAAAAAAAAAAAAAAAAAAACAACCAGAGGUCCCGCUAUGUGUUUAGCUGAGUUGGGAGAAGAAAGUUUAGAAAAGCAAUCUUUGACCUAUCCUUAUGAAAAAUUUACAGUGAUAACACAAUUCUUCAGAAUUUCACCCAAAAGCUACAGCUGCCUUGGUUGUUGCAGUCAUUGAAGUGAAUAACACAUUAUUUUAUUAUUUAUUUUUAGAUACUACAUUUUUUUCUUAGACUGUGGAAACAGGACUGUGAAAUUAAUUUUGUAAAAUCGGGCUUUAAUUUUUUUUUUUUUUUUUUUGAGACAGAAUCUCGGUCUAUCAUCCAGGCUGCAUGUAGUGGUGCAAUCUCGGCUCACUGCAACCUCCACCUCCCAAGUUCAAGCCAUUCUUCUGCCUCAGUCUCCCGAGUAGCUGGGACUACAGACGAGCAAAAAUCAAAUUAAAGUAGAUCUUGUAGAUGAGAAUUUUACAGAAUUAAGAGGAGAAAUAGCAGGACCUCCAGACACACCAUAUGAAGGAGGAAGAUACCAACUAGAGAUAAAAAUACCAGAAACAUACCCAUUUAAUCCCCCUAAGGUCCGGUUUAUCACUAAAAUAUGGCAUCCUAAUAUUAGUUCCGUCACAGGGGCUAUUUGUUUGGAUAUCCUGAAAGAUCAAUGGGCAGCUGCAAUGACUCUCCGCACGGUAUUAUUGUCAUUGCAAGCACUAUUGGCAGCUGCAGAGCCAGAUGAUCCACAGGAUGCUGUAGUAGCAAAUCAGUACAAACAAAAUCCCGAAAUGUUCAAACAGACAGCUCGACUUUGGGCACAUGUGUAUGCUGGAGCACCAGUUUCUAGUCCAGAAUACACCAAAAAAAUAGAAAACCUAUGUGCUAUGGGCUUUGAUAGGAAUGCAGUAAUAGUGGCCUUGUCUUCAAAAUCAUGGGAUGUAGAGACUGCAACAGAAUUGCUUCUGAGUAACUGAGGCAUAGAGAGCUGCUGAUAUAGUCAAGCUUGCCUCUUCUUGAGGAGCACCAACAUCUGUUAUUUUUAGGAUUCUGCAUAGAUUUCUUUUAAACUGGCAUUCUUGCCUAAUGAUGUUAUCUAGGCACCAUUGGAGACUGAAAAAAAAAAAUCCCUGCUCUGUAAAUAAAGCUAAUUAAACGUCUGUGUAAAUUUAAAAAGGGGAAAUACUUUAAUUUUUUUUCUUAAUAGUGUAAAAAUUCCCUGAGCUAAGCUAAAACCAUGGAAGAAACAUGCUACUUUAGUGUUUAGCAGUGUACCAAGACUAGCAAGAGUUUGCUUCAGGAUUUUGUUGAAUAAUUAAGAUAAUAUUUUGAGUGUGUCAGGGCCAUUCAAAUUGUUGGUGUUGCAUCACAGCUACCUUAACUGUUUUUAACAUGGAUCCUCUGUGCCUGUGAAUUUACUUGCAUGCUUGUACUUGACUUCUUAGGAUGGGUAGCUGAAAAGACCACCAUUUUAAGCAUUUGAGAAUUCUUAAAUAUGAAAUUUAUUCAGAAUUGAAGAUGGUGACCUAUUCAGAGCCUUUUUGUCCUUGUCAACAGACUGGGACAGUGUCUGAUUCCCCCUUCACCCCCCCCACCCCCGCCUUGCCACACACAGCUAAUAUUCUAAUGGUAAAUUUCUCUGUAUCAGGUGGGGAAAUGUGCUGAAGGACAGUAUGUAUCCCUUGCUUCAUUUUUAGGUCGUAGGUUUGGAAUGUCUUGUCCCAGUUCUUCAAACACUCUUAAAUUUUUCUUAAGUAAUGUAAAAAUGGAACUGCCAAUUUUAUUUCUCUUGCAAAAAUAGUAAAUACUUGAUGUUACAUUAUUCCCAGGUUUAAUGAAAGAACCCAACUUAGUUUUUCAGUGAAUUUGACACCUAUUUUUUAGUGAUGAAAUUUUUCUUUGAGAACUGGCAAGGAUGCAGUCAGCUGUUUGCAGUUUUUAGCCUGAUUUUGGGGUCUAUAGAGAUUGCUUUAUUGGAUACUUCAAGUCAUUCUUGCUUGCACUUCCCCUAUUGACACAUGAAAGCUGUGUUGGUGUUUUAUUGUACAUACUUCAGAUGCACAUAGGAAUAGAAGUGUGUUAUAAAUCUAGCUUUCUUUAUGAUGUUUCUGAUAAUACGAGAAUUGAAAACUUUACCUUCUCUUGUACAUAGUCAGACUAUUUGUAUUAAAUUUACAUUUCAUUCUAAGUUCAAAAGUUUGAAAAUUAUUAGUUUUGCAAGAUCACACACUAAUGUAACCAUUUUAUGAAGGUUGAAGUGGAUUUAUGCAGGCAGUUCUAUAUAUAGAAAUACAAUUCUUUUUAAAUUUUUAGGACCAAUACAAAAUAACAAAAAUGUAAUGGAAUCAGACUGAAUUAAAGUAAGGCUGUAUAUUGAAAGUCAUAUUAUAAAAGGUUUGCUUUCUUUAAGUGUUAUUUAUCUUAAAUUAUAAUCGUUAAAUGUUUGGAAGAUAAUUUUUGAAUCAUAACGUCAGCAUAACUUCAUUUGACUUCUCAAUAAUCUUGAUACUAGAAGCAAUAAAAGAACCAUUAUUAAAUAUAUUGUAAUGUUAAAGAUGUGAAGGUUCUUCCAAAAAUUUGUAAGGCUUUCCUAAUUAACAGUAAACUCUUAUAGCUGAUAUUAUUACAUACUAAACACAAGUUGCUGUUUUUUCCCCAUAUGUUUGCUUACGCAUGUCUUUAUACAAUCACCUCUUUUUAUUGCUGUAGUUUAUUUUCUAAAGAUGCCAAAGGAAACAAGAUUUUUCUUUAUUUAUUUUAAAUACCUGAAACCUCGUACUUUAUAUUUUGAAGUAAGGUGGGAUUGUGUGAAAAUGUGGAUGGUUUUUCUCCAGUGUUGGUUAGAACUACUUUUUUUAAGUGGAGGGCAACUUGGUAGUAUUAGUAGAAUUUGGGUUUAAAAAUAUCAGACACAUCUACCCAGUUUAUUUUUUGCCUGUAUUAUCAGGGUAUAUUUAAUUGUCCUGUGGUUAAACAAAGGUGAGAGAGCUCAGAGGUUUCUAAAGGUCAAGCAUUUUACAUAUAUACAUACAUACAUGCUCUUGGAGGCAGCUAUAUCCUGCUUUGAUUUUUAUGCACAUGAGCCCUAUAGGGUUAUAUACUCAUCUAACUACACUUCAGCAUCCCCAGUGCCCAAGAAAUUGGAAAGUACAAUAUUUGGUUUGAGACAUUCUUCAUAAAAGAUUCUUUAUUAUAAAAAUUUACCUCAUUUACAUUUAAUGUGAUGAUCUUUUUUUUCCUUUCUGGUAUAUUUCCCACUGUACUGUUUGGUUUUUGUUAUUCUCUUGUCUGUGGGUAGAUUUAGUUACCCAAACAUAGAAACUAAAGCAAUUGCUUUUUUCCUCUGGUCUUAAAUAUGUUUGGACAAAAAGACACUAAAAGGUCAGGCCUAGGGGAAAAGUACCCUGGUGGAAAUUAUUUUUGUAAUUCUUAAUAUUUUUGAGUUGGCUCCGUUUGUCAGUUUUAAAAGCCUCAAAAAUUAUGUUAAAAAAAAAAUCCAGUGAAAUCCCAUUUAGGGCAGGCCGAUUUGUUAGAAGUCACUGAUGCUCCAGUAGGCUUUUGUUAUAAUCAGGCCUGUUUCCUGAGUAUGUGCCUCUUUUAAAAGAAGAAAUAAUUAGCUGUAUAGUAUUUCAGUACUGAUGAAUGAAUGAAUGAAUGAAUGGCAGUUAGUGGACCCAAAUAAGUAUUCAGUGGUAUAUAAAUAUUUGAGGAACUAGGUACUGAAUUAGGUGCUCUGAGUUGGCACCCCGAAAUGUUUGGAAUCACGACUAUGAUUUACUUAAACACGUAACACAUUCAAGGAUAUAUAAAUGGAGUCUAAGUAUUUUGCUUUUGAAGAGAAUAAUCUAUGAAAUGGAAGACUUGAUUUUUUUUUUCAUUUUUUAGAAGUAAUACACAUUUAUGAUUGUUGGCACAUAAAACUAUGCAAAAUAAUUCUUUUUAAGUAUCUGUAAGAAAGAAUUGGCAGUUUAAACGGAUUUUGCUUAUUUAUGCACUACAGAAUGCAGCAUACUGUAUUACUGUUGAGGCUGCUUAAUAAGUUUACCAAUGUGAAAAGCAGAUCUUGGGUAUAAGUGUAUGCCUGAUUUGAGCUUUUAAAACUGUGCAGUAGGUGUAUGGUAAUGUUUUACAAUCCUAUGUAGCAAAAUAGGAAAUUAUGAAUUUUUGUUGUUAUUGUUUUAAAGAUUUAAGAUGGAUUGGGGUAGGGAACAGCUGGAGCCAGGUAUACCUUCUAGUAUGUAGAGGGAAACAAUGUUUAGAUAGGAAAAAGGAAGCCGUCUGUUUACAGUUAACUUUAUUUCAUGGACUUCUACAAAAUGUUGUAUUAAUCACUUUUUCUAGUUCAAGGAAUUUCAAUUCCAGGGUACAAACCAUUGAUUUAAAAAUUACGUUUCCAUUCUUUUUAGUAUCAGUUUAAAGUAAAUGCUUACCAUCAGCCAGUUGCUGUCACUGGGAAGAAGGCAACUUGAAGUAUUUACUGAUAAAAUAGCCUUUAUUCCCAAGUGUGACUUUUCUUCAGUGUCUACAUAUUAUGUCACACGUUCUAUUUGCACUGCUGCAAUAUAGAUCAAAGAUCUUGUGGCAUAGGGGUAGGGGAGUGUUAGUAUCUCCCUUGUCCCAUUUGUUCUGUUACUGCUUCAUUGGACUGAUACACCCUCAUGAACUUGCAAUCACCUAAAUGGAAGUCUUGAAUGUGUCACCUUUUGCUUGGUUAUUUCAACCAUGCUGCUAUAUAUAAUCAGGUGUGGCACAGUUUGUCAGUUUGAUUAUAGGUGUGAGUGGAUAGAAAUCAUUACACUGUGCUGUUAACGAUCCUUGUCUGCUUGCUGUUACCUACUUUUUACAGGCAUCAUAAUAAAAGCUAGACUAUUUCUUUGGGGGGAAAGAGACUUAUUUAAUGUAAUUUAAAAAACUUUUCCAAUAGAAAAUGAAAUAUUAUUGAAAAUAAUAUCUAUUUUUUAGCUUUCAGCAAUUGAUGGUGCUUUGUUGUGGUGUCUGCUGGAAGUCUACUGCCAUUAUAGGGAACCUUGCUUGUUAGCUUCUCUAGAUCUCUAUUCUAAACAAUCUGUUAGUGAUGAUAAAUUCUGUAGGAGGGUCUAUUCUGAGCCGUUAACUUCCUGUAAGGGGAAAAUGGGUGGGUUACCAGAAAUACCAUUGAAGCAGGGUGGGCUGUGGGGUGGAAGGUUGGGGUAUUUGUCUUGAGAAUUAAAAACUACGAAACACUUUUGUACACAACUGAUUUUUUAAAAAAUAAACACAUUUUUAAAGAUGUUGAAUUUUUCCCCCCUUAUUGGGAAUUCUUAAAAAUAAAUGCAUGCAUGUUUUCCCCUGAAAA
This is a messenger RNA of Homo sapiens (human), 14990 nucleotides long. RefSeq names its product ubiquitin conjugating enzyme E2 K (gene UBE2K). Gene Ontology annotation, cellular component: cytoplasm; filopodium tip; nucleus. Gene Ontology annotation, molecular function: ubiquitin-protein transferase activity; ubiquitin conjugating enzyme activity. The coding region runs from base 10339 to 10632 and encodes 97 amino acids. NCBI's taxonomy places the organism in Eukaryota, Metazoa, Chordata, Mammalia, Primates, Hominidae. The transcript has 7 exons. Gene Ontology annotation, biological process: protein ubiquitination; protein polyubiquitination. The record is from RefSeq and is a predicted model, not a curated record.